AUGACUAUCGGCGUAGCCAUCAUCGGAAGCGGAAUCUUCGCCCGGGAAGAACACCUGCCCGGCGUACAAGCCACCGACAACCUCCAUCUCAAAGCCGUAUACUCCCGCUCUCUCAAAUCGGCGCAGUCUCUGGCCCACUCGGGCAAAGAGACGGCUAACACCAUCGACCUUUACGCGGAGGAUGCGGGCUCUGGGAAAGAGUAUGCGGAUUUGCUGGCGAGGGCGGAUAUCGGGGCUGUUAUUAUUGCCCUCCCCAUCCUGGUCCAGCCAGACUUCAUCCGCCAGGCUCUGCAAGCCGGGAAACACGUCCUGUCUGAGAAGCCGAUCGCGAAGGACGUGGCGACUGCAAGGGAAUUAACCCGCUGGUAUGACAGCCAUAUUGACAGCAGUCAGACCAUCUGGGCCGUCGCGGAGAACUUCCGAUAUCAGGGGAAGUACGUGCGUGCCGCGGAGGAGGUGCGCAAGCGGGGCGGGGUGAAGACGUUCCGGGUGUGUGCGCGGAGCAUGAUCACCACGGAUUCGAAGUACUACCUCACCGAAUGGCGCCAAAUCCCAGACUACCAAGGCGGCUUCGUGCUGGACGGCGGGAUCCACGUAGUCGCCGGUCUGCGACUCAUCCUAAGCGGCGCUCGGGACGCAAUGGCGACGCUCUCCGCGCAAGCCUGUCUGCAGCAGGCGCACCUGGCGCCCGUGGAUACCGUAGACGCGGUAGUGAAGACGCGCGGGGGCGCGACGGGCGCGGUGUCGCUGUCGUAUGGGUCACCAUUCCGCGACUCAUUGUUUGAAUUCGCGUGUGUGGAUGGCGGCGUGGUCACGCUGGAUGGGGACCGCGUGACGGUCGAUGGCGAGUCGUACGAGGUGCCGUUCCAGGGCCGGUGCGUGAAGGAGGAGAUUGCGGAGUUUGGGGCCGCUGUGGUGGGCAAGCAGAGCGUGCCGGAGAGGCUGCGGCCGCGGGAGGCGAUGGCGGAUUUGGAGGUUGUUGAGCGGAUGUUGGAGAGUAGUGGGCGGGAUGGGGAGAGGAUGGCUCUCGCAAAGAAGCACGUCCCCAUCGUUAAGAAGCGCACAAAGCGUUUCUGGCGCCACCAGUCCGACCGCUUCAAGUGCGUCCCGGAGUCAUGGCGCAAGCCCAAGGGUAUCGACAACCGCGUCCGUAGACGCUUCAAGUCGAACCUGCCCAUGCCCUCCAUCGGCUACGGCAGCAACAAGAAGACCCGCCACAUGAUGCCCUCGGGUCACAAGGCCUUCCUCGUCCAGAACCCCCGCGACGUCGAGCUGCUCCUCAUGCACAACCGCACCUAUGCUGCUGAGAUCGGCCACGCCGUCUCCUCCCGCAAGCGUGUCGACAUCAUCGCCAAGGCCAAGGCCCUCGGCGUCAAGGUCACCAACCCUAAGGGCCGUGUCACCGUUGAGGCUUAA
Molecule: messenger RNA, 1416 nt
Organism: Aspergillus candidus
Lineage: Eukaryota; Fungi; Ascomycota; Eurotiomycetes; Eurotiales; Aspergillaceae
Exons: 8
Coding region: 1-1416 (471 amino acids)
Biological process (GO): translation; NADPH regeneration
Cellular component (GO): ribosome; cytoplasm
Molecular function (GO): nucleotide binding; structural constituent of ribosome; oxidoreductase activity
Source: RefSeq, a predicted model, not a curated record